GGCGGCGUUGCCAUUGGAUGCAGCGACGUGACAGGGCGGGGCGCCCGUGGGGCUGGGCACGCCGAGGGAAGCCCGGACUCUGGUCGCCGCUCCGAGUCACUCUCUCCCCGCAGGCUCCCGGCCCCGCUGAUCCCAGUUUCCCGUCGCCCGCGGUUCGCCGCCCCGCUAGCCGCCGCGAUGCCGGUGUUUCACACGCGCACGAUCGAGAGCAUCCUGGAGCCGGUGGCGCAGCAGAUCUCGCACCUGGUGAUUAUGCACGAGGAGGGCGAGGUGGACGGCAAAGCCAUUCCUGACCUCACCGCGCCCGUGGCCGCCGUGCAGGCGGCCGUCAGCAACCUCGUCCGGGUUGGAAAAGAGACAGUUCAGACCACCGAGGAUCAGAUUUUGAAGAGAGACAUGCCGCCAGCAUUUAUUAAGGUUGAGAAUGCUUGCACCAAGCUUGUUCAGGCAGCUCAGAUGCUUCAGGCUGACCCGUACUCCGUUCCUGCGCGGGAUUACCUCAUUGAUGGGUCUAGGGGAAUCCUCUCUGGCACGUCAGACCUACUUCUCACCUUUGAUGAGGCUGAGGUUCGUAAAAUCAUUAGAGUUUGCAAAGGGAUUUUGGAGUAUCUUACAGUGGCAGAGGUAGUGGAGACUAUGGAAGAUUUGGUCACUUACACAAAGAAUCUUGGGCCAGGGAUGACUAAGAUGGCGAAAAUGAUUGACGAGAGACAGCAGGAACUGACUCACCAGGAACACCGAGUGAUGCUGGUGAAUUCGAUGAACACCGUCAAGGAGCUGCUUCCUGUUCUCAUCUCAGCUAUGAAGAUUUUUGUUACAACCAAAAACUCAAAAAGCCAAGGAAUAGAAGAAGCUUUGAAAAAUCGAAAUUUCACUGUAGAAAAGAUGAGUGCUGAAAUUAAUGAGAUCAUUCGUGUGUUACAACUCACUUCUUGGGAUGAAGAUGCCUGGGCCAGCAAGGACACUGAAGCUAUGAAGAGAGCCCUGGCAUCCAUAGAUUCCAAACUGAAUCAAGCCAAAGGUUGGCUCCGUGACCCCAGUGCCUCCCCAGGGGAUGCUGGUGAGCAGGCCAUCAGGCAGAUCUUAGACGAAGCUGGAAAAGUUGGUGAACUUUGUGCAGGCAAGGAACGCAGGGAGAUCCUAGGAACCUGCAAAAUGCUAGGACAGAUGACUGACCAAGUGGCUGACCUCCGAACCAGAGGACAAGGAGCCUCGCCAGUGGCCAUGCAGAAGGCUCAGCAGGUGUCUCAGGGUCUCGACGUGCUCACUGCCAAAGUGGAAAAUGCAGCUCGAAAGCUGGAAGCCAUGACAAACUCAAAGCAGAGUAUUGCCAAGAAGAUUGAUGCUGCCCAGAAUUGGCUUGCAGAUCCAAACGGUGGACCUGAAGGAGAAGAACAGAUUCGAGGGGCUUUGGCGGAAGCACGGAAGAUUGCAGAAUUAUGUGAUGAUCCCAAGGAGAGAGAUGACAUCCUACGCUCCCUUGGAGAGAUAGCCGCUCUGACCUCUAAACUGGGAGAUUUACGAAGACAGGGGAAAGGAGACUCCCCAGAGGCUAGAGCAUUGGCUAAACAGGUGACCACGGCCCUGCAGAACCUACAGACCAAAACCAACAGGGCUGUGGCCAACAGCAGACCCGCCAAGGCAGCUGUCCACCUCGAGGGCAAGAUUGAACAAGCACAGCGGUGGAUUGAUAAUCCUACAGUAGACGACCGUGGAGUUGGUCAGGCUGCCAUCCGUGGACUUGUGGCUGAAGGGCAUCGGCUGGCCAACGUCAUGAUGGGACCUUAUCGCCAAGAUCUUCUUGCCAAGUGUGACCGUGUAGAUCAGCUAGCAGCCCAACUGGCUGACUUGGCUGCCCGAGGGGAAGGGGAGAGUCCGCAGGCGAGAGCACUUGCAUCCCAGCUUCAAGACUCCUUGAAGGAUCUUAAAGCCCAGAUGCAGGAAGCUAUGACCCAAGAGGUGUCUGAUGUUUUCAGCGAUACCACAACUCCCAUAAAGCUGUUGGCAGUGGCGGCCACAGCUCCUCCUGAUGCACCCAAUCGGGAAGAGGUAUUUGAUGAGAGGGCAGCCAACUUUGAAAACCAUUCAGGAAGGCUUGGAGCCACAGCGGAGAAGGCGGCUGCCGUUGGUACUGCCAAUAAAUCAACGGUGGAAGGCAUUCAGGCUUCAGUGAAGACUGCCCGAGAACUCACUCCCCAGGUCAUCUCUGCCGCGCGCAUCUUACUGAGGAACCCUGGUAAUCAAGCUGCUUAUGAACAUUUUGAGACCAUGAAGAACCAGUGGAUUGAUAAUGUUGAAAAGAUGACAGGGCUGGUGGACGAGGCUAUUGACACCAAAUCUCUGUUGGAUGCUUCUGAAGAAGCAAUUAAAAAAGACCUGGACAAGUGUAAGGUAGCCAUGGCCAAUAUUCAACCUCAGAUGCUGGUCGCUGGAGCAACCAGCAUUGCUCGUCGAGCCAACCGGAUCCUGCUGGUUGCUAAGAGGGAGGUAGAGAACUCCGAGGACCCCAAGUUCCGCGAGGCUGUGAAAGCUGCCUCUGAUGAAUUGAGCAAAACAAUCUCCCCGAUGGUGAUGGAUGCCAAGGCUGUGGCUGGAAACAUCUCUGACCCUGGCCUGCAAAAGAGCUUCCUGGACUCAGGAUAUCGGAUCCUGGGAGCCGUGGCCAAGGUCAGAGAAGCCUUCCAACCUCAGGAGCCUGACUUCCCACCUCCUCCACCAGACCUUGAACAGCUCCGACUAACUGAUGAGCUUGCUCCUCCUAAGCCACCUCUUCCUGAGGGUGAAGUUCCUCCACCCAGGCCCCCUCCUCCAGAAGAGAAGGAUGAAGAGUUCCCUGAGCAGAAAGCUGGGGAGGUGAUUAACCAGCCCAUGAUGAUGGCUGCCAGGCAGCUCCACGAUGAAGCUCGGAAAUGGUCUAGCAAGCCGGUUACCCCAGCUGCUCAGGUGGGUAUAGGAGUUGUAACUGAGGCAGAUGCGGCUGAUGCUGUUGGGUUCCCUUUCCCCUCUGACAUGGAAGACGAUUACGAACCUGAGCUGCUGUUAAUGCCAUCUAAUCAGCCGGUCAACCAGCCCAUUCUGGCCGCGGCUCAGUCCUUGCAUCGGGAAGCUACCAAGUGGUCUAGUAAGGGCAAUGACAUCAUUGCAGCAGCCAAGCGCAUGGCUCUGCUGAUGGCAGAGAUGUCUCGGCUGGUAAGAGGGGGUAGUGGUACCAAGCGGGCACUUAUUCAGUGUGCCAAGGACAUCGCUAAAGCCUCUGAUGAGGUGACUCGGCUGGCCAAGGAGGUUGCCAAGCAGUGUACAGAUAAGCGGAUUAGAACCAAUCUCUUACAGGUGUGUGAGAGAAUCCCAACUAUAAGCACCCAGCUCAAAAUCUUGUCCACAGUGAAGGCUACCAUGCUGGGCCGGACCAACAUCAGCGACGAGGAAUCCGAGCAGGCCACAGAGAUGCUGGUUCAUAAUGCCCAGAACCUCAUGCAGUCUGUGAAGGAGACCGUGCGAGAAGCAGAAGCCGCUUCAAUCAAAAUUCGAACAGAUGCUGGAUUUACUUUGCGCUGGGUCAGAAAGACUCCCUGGUACCAGUAGGCGCCUAGCCAAUCAUGGCUGGUAUAUAAGCAUCUGCUAGGGAGAAUGAGUUCAGAGUUACUGGGAGUAGAAAUCAAUUCCUGGUCUCACACACCAGAAAUGAAUGGGGGCUUCUCACACAGAAAACAUUUACACUCUUGUCAUGGACACUUCGGAAUGUGUCCUGUACGAACCCUGUACUCUCACAGUUACUCCUGUGCACAGUAGACUGGGUCUCUAGCCCAUGGAUUGCAUAAGCUCAGAGUAAGAGUGAACACUAUCUGGAAGCCAUGCUCUGCUCCAGGGAACAUACCCCUCUGUUUACAGUUCACCUACUCCCUUUCCCCCUUUAGGCCCUAGACUAGAGCUGAGACAAGUCAGUUAAUUAACUGUGCUUCCAAAAGUUAUUUUGGGUUUUCCAUGUUGCUGCUGACCCUGCCUGCCUUCCCUGGGCCAUGCAUCAUCACCACAGGAUAAGGUGGUCUCUGGGGAGGGUCAGCUUGUGUGGCCUGCAUUCAUUUCCUGCUUUCCCCCCAUGUAAUCCUAGUUCCUCACGAUGUAAAACCAGGAGGAAAUCACUAUUCUGUCUUUACCAUGCCCCUGAGUAAUAUCUGUGCUGGGGAAACUUCCUGCCUCACAUCCUGCCUUGCUUGGUUGCCAAGGUAACCAUCCAGCAAACACACUGGUGCUCUCUGCCUCUAGAGGAGCAGAGUAGCUGGGGUGUGAUCUUGCCCAUCCUCCCAAUGGGGCCACUCCCAGGUUCUCUAUGCUUUGUCACUGCCAGUGGAGGUCUGUGCUGACGCCUUAGCAUUCAUUCUUAGUCUUUCCUUCCUUCCUUCCUUCCUUCCUUCCUUCCUUCCUUCCUUCCUUCCUUCCUUCCUUCCUUCCUUCCUUCCUUCCUUCCUUCCUUCCUUCCCUCCCUCCCUCCCUCCCUCCCUCCCUCCCUCCCUCCCUCCCUCCCUCCUUCCUUACUUCCUUCCUUUUUCUUUUUUUAAUUUCUGAGCUGAAAUGCUGCAUUUAUUUUUAACCAACCAAAUCACCCCAGGCUUUGGCAGUUUUCUAUAUGCUUCUUACAAGACUUUAAAAAUACAUAGGUAUGUGUUUGUUUGUAAUCCUCCUUAGCCCCCACUUUUUUUUUUUUAAUUUUGAGACUGGAUCUUUUUAUGCUGUCAGGCUAGCCUUUGAACUUCAGGGUUCAAACAAUCUGCCUGCAUCAAAGUAUUAGCACCUACCAACCACACUUGGCUCCUUUUAAGUUUGGAAGGUCCAUUCAAAAUUAAGCCCUAAAAAUUAGGGCUUGCUCCUUAAGAGCCUUGAAUGGUAAGGCAGCCCUGUCUGAAAGAUACUUCUUGUGUAAAGGAGAUAGCAUUUGCAGAUUACGAUGCUGGUGCUGCUAGGAUAAAUCAGUAGAAACUAUAAUUCCAGUUGCUUUUAACCAACUACAGCCAAGUCUUUCCUCUUUUCCACAUAUUCAAGAGUAACGAGUAUCAGAAAGAGAGAGUGACUUUCCCAGUAUUUAUCCACAAGCAUUUCCAAGGACAUGAAUAUUACUUUCAGAAGUCAAUAAUCAGAUGAAUGGAGCGAGACCCUUUCCUGGAUGUUCUUCCCUUACCUACUGCGUUCAAUCCCAACACUGAAUGUGUAAACCUUAAGUUGAUCCUGUACACUCAGGCUUCCUUUAUUUCCUUUCAGCUGAUUAUUGUCAAAGCUCUCAACAUAUCUGUAGAGUUGCUUACCUGAUAUAAAUGCAUAUCAAUGCCUUUAAAGUAUGACUCUAUGCCAAAGAUCACCUUUUGUUUUAAAAAUUAUUAGAGGAACUAAGAAAAUCAUUUUUGCUCUCCAAGUUCUUCCAGUUCUGCCAGGUGUGCUCUCCUCGAGUGUCAGCGCUCACAGUACAAGGGG
Molecule: messenger RNA, 5463 nt
Organism: Chionomys nivalis (European snow vole)
Lineage: Eukaryota; Metazoa; Chordata; Mammalia; Rodentia; Cricetidae
Gene: Vcl
Product: vinculin
Exons: 22
Coding region: 178-3582 (1134 amino acids)
Biological process (GO): cell adhesion
Cellular component (GO): actin cytoskeleton
Molecular function (GO): actin filament binding; structural molecule activity
Source: RefSeq, a predicted model, not a curated record